ACAGCGGGAGCUCGGGGCACGCGGACCUAAUCAGUUCUCUCCCAGUCUGGGCGCAGUGUGGAGGGUUAUUAUGCUCGAGCCUGGACAUGUCAAGCCAGUGUUCGCAUCUCGCGUUCGUCUGCAGUGACGGUGUCUUGUCAUCAUCAAUCCUGGGCAGCCUACAGUGUCGUCGCGACGCACUAUGGGAAAUCCGUCGUUGCUCACCUGCGCGUUCUAGCAGCUUUCGUUGUUGCAGCCGUACGAGAGAUGAACCCAGCAUAUUGGCGCGGAAAAUGAUCCGGCUGUAGAAAAUAAGCUGGCAGAUGGUUGCUGCCGGCUCGUCCUGAGCGGCAACAAAGUGAAAUACAAACCCUUUGCAGUGGAAAGGUUUUUGGUUAGCACACCGAUCAUCAUCGCGCACAACAGAAGUGGUGCUGUUCGCUGCAUCAAGUCGGUUCAGUUCAUCCGGUCAACGCCAGAGCAGUUUAUACACCGAGAAAAGCUUGUACCUCUAAGCAAACUACAGUUGCGGGUUGGAGUGCCGAGGGAAUCUUCACACCAGUUAGUCGGACCCAUACCCCUUGUGGUUAAAUGUCCUAUUUUCUUCGCUCAGCUUUGAUGUGAUAUUUUGGUGGAAACGAGCAACACCCUUAUGUGAACAUGCCAGCUCGAAAGGGUCUACUAGCACCCCAAAACACUUUCUUGGAUACCAUAGCCACACGUUUCGAUGGAACUCACAGUAAUUUUGUCCUGGGCAACGCACAAGUCCCCAACACCUACCCCAUUGUUUACUGUUCGGAUGGGUUCUGUGAACUUACCGGGUUUACACGGGCUGAGGUCAUGCAGAAGAGCUGUGCCUGUAAGUUCUUGUUCGGUAAAGACACUCCGCAGGAGAAAAUUGAGGAGAUUCAAACCGUGCUGGACAACCAAGAGGAGUACAAGACAGAGGUUAUCUUCCAGAAGAAAGACUUGACUCCAUUUUGGUGCCUUCUGGAUAUUGUUCCCAUAAAGAAUGAGAAGGCGGAAGUUGUUCUAUUCCUGGCAUCGCACAAAGACAUCACAAAGUCGAAAACAAUGAAUUCCGUGAACGGGCAUACAGGUGAUGGUGAAGACGAGGACGACGAGAACGAAGACGAAGAUGACACGAACAACUACCUCAGCGACAGUGACGAGCUCCCAUCAAACUACAACUAUGCCAGAAGGCGGAGCAGGGCUGUCUUGUACCAUCUGUCCGGACAUCUCAAGGAGCAAGAGAAGAAAAAACGGAGAAAACUUAAACUCAACAGUCAUAGCCUAUUAGCCCCCAAGAGGACAGUCCUUCCCGAGUACAAGGUGGCCGCCAUGAAGAAGUCUAAGUUUAUUAUCCUCCACUACAGCACCUUCAAGUCAAUAUGGGAUUGGUUGGUACUGAUAGCCACCCUCUACAUAGCCAUCGUAGUGCCAUACAAUGUAGCAGUAAAACCUCAGAAGCACACAGUCACAACAGUAUUAGAUAUCAUGGUGGAAGUUCUCUUUCUCACCGAUAUUGGUGUAAAUUUUACAACGACAUUUGUCAGCAAGACGGGUGUUGUGGUGUACGAGAGGAAAGAAAUUGCUAUGCACUAUGUCAAAACGUGGUUCUUCAUCGAUGUUCUUGCAGCCGUUCCCUUCGACUUCAUUGUUACAGUGUCCAAUAUCAAGACGGUUGCCACCAUUCAGCUGCUGAAGCUGGCUAGAUUGCUGAGGUUACUCCGCCUGCUGCAGAAGAUUGAGCGUUACUCACAGUACAGUGCCAUUACUUUAACAUUCCUGAUGAUUGCCUUUGCCCUGUUGGCUCACUGGCUGGGCUGUGUGUGGUAUGGAAUAGGAACUAUGGAGAGAGGAAACAUGGAAACCUGGAACCUCGGGUGGAUUAAUAACCUCGGAGUUGAUUUGAAUACACCCAUCGUCAGAAAUGACUCUGACAGCGGCCCAAGGGAUGCAAGCAAAUACAUAACGUCGUUGUACUUCACAUUAAGUAGCCUUACGAGCGUCGGCUUUGGGAAUGUCUCAGCAAACACGGACAUCGAGAAAAUCUUCACAAUCAUCGUCAUGUUGAUUGGAGCACUGUGCCACGCUGCAGUAUUCGGUAAUGUGACAGCCAUUGUGCAAAGGAUGUACUCCCGACGAGCACUUUAUCACCUCAAGUUGAGAGAUCUUAAAGACUUUGUACGUUCUCACCACAUUCCGGCAAACCUGAAGACGAGGAUGAAUGAGUAUUUCAACACCUCGUGGUCGAACAACAUGGGUAUCGAUACCAUGGAGAUGUUGCAUCGGUUUCCAGAGGAGCUGAGAGCUGAUGUCACAAUGCACUUGCACAAAGAGUUCUUACAAUUGCCUAUAUUUGGUGAGGCUAGCCAAGGAUGCCUUAGGUCAUUGUCUCUUAGGGUGAAAACGGGUUUCUGUGCACCUGGGGAGUACAUCAUCCAUCAGGGAGACUCCUUAAAUUCUUUAUAUUUUCUCCUCAACGGUUCAAUGGAGAUCUUAAGACAAGGAAUGGUUGUGGCAAUAUUAGGAAAGGGGGAUCUAUUUGGCUGUGAUCUUUACGACACAGAUACAUGUAUUCAGAGUAGUGGAGACGUCCAUGCGUUGACCUAUUGCGAUCUGAUGCUAGUUUCAAGACAUGAACUGCAAGAUGUGCUGAACAACUAUCCAGAGUACUUGUCCAAGUUCAAGGAAGAGAUUUCCAGAGAUCUGACCUUCAAUCUGAGGGAGGGGUGUGAUCAAGACCCAGACCCGUUUGCACCAGACUACGAAGACAGCCGCCCUUCCCGCCUCACUUCCAUCUCUGAACUCAACGACGAAGAGGAGGAAGAGGCCGCCCAUGCCGAGAAAGCCAAAGAUGUGGAGAGCAGAAGCGUUGCCACAGAAACCAUUGAAAUGAGGCCUCUAGACAAGAACAAGCAUAUGCUGCUAGAUGUCAACAACUCAGUGAACAGUGGCCUACCACCUGAUCUCAGCCCCAGGGUUGUUGAUGGGGUCGAGGAUAAUACCAACGAUUACAAGCGGGAGCACCGGUUUGAUUUUUCUCCCAACACCCACCAACAAGCCUCCAGACAUCACAGCUUGACAAUGGCUCCCAAGCAGAGACUCAUAAAUCAUUACAACUCAGGCAUGAGGCAGAGCUUCACAUCGCCUCAAUUGGCGCACGUUUCCCGGUCCAGGUCGGUGUCUUCAGAGUCGAUUUGUACAGAGGAUCUCAAGCACGAGAUUGAAUACACGAGAAAUAGCGUGGAGAGACUUGAUCGACAGGUAUCUAAUCUUAGCAAAGACGUGUCUAACCUUAGCCAAGACCUCAAGGCAGUUGUGCGUCUGCUUCAAGUCAUCUCGCCAGCGACUGCCUCGACUUCCAACCCAAGCGGGGUCAAUAAUGGUCCGCACUCCAGUCCCGUGAAGAGUCCCAACAACGGUGGUGGGUUCGUUGCCCGGACGAAGCCAGGUGCCAAGGAGACUCGUUUCGAAGACAUUGUCCACGUCCAAAGGAGAGACGGAGUCCUGGAGACGAGUCUUGGCAGCGGGAUUCUGGAGACGAGCUUAAGUAGUGGCCUUCCAAGCACAAGCAGCAUUCAUAAACCCCCGUCGUCGGCGUCAUUGCAGUCGCUGGUGGGAGCAACAGCCAAGCCAGAAGGGCCUGUGAGAGAGACAAACAUCAUCUUGUUCCAGGACCCUGAGCCGUCAGAGCAAGCGCAAGGCGGCAAAAAGGACCUUUUCGACUUUGAUUCUGAGAGUGGUACUGACUUGUGACAAUGAGAACCUCUGGAUCCUUCCAAAGUGCUAUACCUUCUUACUUCGAGUUCUGAACUUUGUGAAGACAUUUCGUACGCGUUUUUUUUUCAAAGUCUUUAUAAGUUUAUCUUCGUGAUUUUGUUGAGGGGUACAACUUGAUCUUGGUUGAGAAAGGAUGUAUCAAACUAAACCCAAAGUCGUUUGAACUUCAGUCCAUCCGACAUGACCGAAGUGACUGUUGCAUGCCCCUUGCGUUGAAUUUAGAAUAAGGCAGACCUUGCCGAAAACAUGAAGCACAAAAUAGACACCAGAUUAGGCCAAAUCUAUUUUGCCUUAAGGACGGGUCUUAAACCUUUUCAUUUAAGUCCAACUGUUUAGCGACCAGUGCAAUGAUGUAAUCGAAAUCAGAAACGCCAUUACAUUCAAAACUACUGGGGAGCUCACUUGCAGUUGUACGACCCCACUGAAAUACAAAUGUGAGGAAAGCCAGUUGAAGUUUUAGAGUGAGUGAAAGAAACUCAUAUUUAGGGGAAAGUCUCAAACAUUCCAGUAAUUGUGUGUGCAGUAUUUCUAUCAUGUUUACCUCAUUCGCGAAGGGGCUGUGGGUGCAAGCAUGUGUACAAUUUCGCACCUGCUUUCAUUCAUGACAUAUUAGCAGUAGGCACAAACGUGAAGCGUGUAAUUUUACCUUUCGCUGUUUUAGUACAGUAUACAUGGUAAUCAUGUUUAAUAAAACACUCAAAUCACAUAUGCCAGGAAAUCACUGAUAAAUCAAACUCUAAAAAACUCCUAUAUGUUCCUUUUUCCAAGGACUCACUCCAGGUAUUUUAUGAAAGCCAUGUGCCUCCUUUCAAACACCUCUAUUUGCUGAUUUUCUCUUUAGAAUUAAGUGAUAUUUCUUUUCUCAUCAGCCAUUUAGAACCCGCUCAUCAAUUUCAAUCCACGAGACUGACCCUUUUUUCCAGAAAUACGUAGUCGAAAUGUAAUUUAUUCAUCUCCAGAUUGCUAUGUACUGUGUUCCGUACAGCACAGGAUUGUUCACACUUGUUACUGGUGUCUCAAGAUUAUUUUUAGAUCUUCAAGAUUAGUUUAGUUCUUUCCUCUUCAUCGGUGUGCACUAGUUUGGAAUUAAAUAUAAGCCUUUCGUUAUUUGCGCUAAAUUAAAACUAUUUAUUAUGGUUUGGCCAUGUAAACAUCAUUUUUUUCUUCUUUUUUUAAAAAUUGUUUAUUGUAUACAGAGGCCCGGUGAUGGUUUUGUUUUGCUGUAUCUCUGCGUAUUAAUUUCAAUAUGAAGAAUUUAUUCAUUAUAUUAUUAGGUCCAGUUUAAUUUCUUAUAAAGAUAACAAUGUCUUUCCAGUCUGGUAUAAAAAUUGUGUGGGUUUUUGAUUAAUUGGAAAUCAUGUUUUGUCAACAUCAUAAAUACAGCUAUUUAUUUUAACACGGCAGUACUAAGGAUAAACAGGGCACAUAUCUAAUAUGUAGUACGCUAUACUGUAAGUGUCCCGAAUUUUAAAUUACAAUUAAGAUUCUGCGUCUGUCUAGUUCUUUGUCUGUACGCUAGUCUAUUUCAAACGAAAAACACGUAUUUGUAAAAAAAUAAUUUCUCUUUAUUUUAUCGCUCGCCGGUCUUAAUACGAAUGUAGUAAAUCUAAUGUACAGAUAUUUCAUACUUUCAUUUAUAACAAUCAGAUUUUGUACAUUUGUUCAUAUUUGGGUUUUAUAUAUAUUUCAGUCAUGUAAAGAACAAACGAAUGCUUCAUGUACACACUGUUAUUUUUCUCCCGAACAUGUAAAAUUGUACAUAUGACUUGCCAGUAUUUAUUCUUACUUCACACACUAUUAUGCUAUUAACAAGUAUAAAGAGCAAAGAAUAAAACAAAACGGGCAGAUGUCAUGCCUGUUGGGAAAAA
Messenger RNA from Acanthaster planci (crown-of-thorns starfish), 5633 nucleotides. RefSeq names its product voltage-gated delayed rectifier potassium channel KCNH8-like. Gene Ontology annotation, cellular component: plasma membrane. The record is from RefSeq and is a predicted model, not a curated record. Gene Ontology annotation, molecular function: voltage-gated potassium channel activity. Lineage: Eukaryota; Metazoa; Echinodermata; Asteroidea; Valvatida; Acanthasteridae. Gene Ontology annotation, biological process: regulation of membrane potential; potassium ion transmembrane transport.